GAAAUGUCGGAUGUUCUUGUCUUUCAUCCAGUUCCCACAGAGGCAGUAAUGGUACGUGCUAAUUUAUAUGAGGUUGAUAUAAUUAUAAGGUGCCACGCCCCCUCCUCAUGUGGAUUGAUUGUGGAUGAAAUACAGUAACCCUGUUUAUAAUAACCCUUCUCCCCUGUGGCAAGCAUCGUCUCUGGACAGCUACUGGACGCCUACAUUCACUCAGAGCAACUGCAUGGAGCCAAGCCUUUUGGACCACAGCAUGCAUCAUUCCUCCAGCAGCACCUACCCAGAGGACAGGACAGAGAAUCCUCCCUCCUUUCUACACAACAACGCAUACAAAUCCUCUCCCCCUCAGUCAAAUGGUGGAUCCCUUAUUUCUACGCUCCUACGGACAACCAUAGAGAGUAAAAGAACCCUGCAGGAGAGCACCACUGCAUAUUACCUCCCAGACGCUCCCAUGUCCAGCUCUGCCUUGACAAACCUUAACCAGGUGGACCACCACAGCAGCAGUACCACCAUGGCACCUCUGUCUCCAGCCAGCCAGGCAUCCACCGGGGCCAGUCCCACUAGAUUCAGACCCAAUGAGGCCGGGUUGACCCAGGACUGGAUGCUGGAGCUGGUUGACAGACACCGGGCGAAGCGUGCCAGAGUGGAGAACAUCAUCAGAGGAAUGGCAGGCUCUCCUCUCAGUGUUUAUUUCACAGGUGAAGGGUUUGGUGAAGGGGAGACCACUCCAACCAGUCACCUUCAGAGUGAGAUGUUGGAAAACAAGAGGAAACAGAGGGUGCCACAGCACCAGGACCUCCCCAGGACGGAGGGCGUUAGCGGGAAGAGUACGGACGAGGGACAUACACUGAGGAAGCAGCUUCAGACCAUGCAGAGGCUCCUGGGUCAACUCCAAGCCAGGUUUAUCCAGGUCUACGAGAAUCAGACUAACGAGUCUGAAGAGGAGGACCACCAUAGUACUUGGAACAAAGAAUAUGUGGAGACAGAGAUAUCUCCUGGUGAGGUGUUCUUGGACCCUUACAGUGAGUUUAACAAUAAGAUGCCUUUAGAUAGAGGUCAUCUGGGGUGGAAGAAUAACAAGCUAACUGACUACCUUCACUCAAACCCAGACAACGAAGACAAACUCCUAGCAGACAUUCUCAAGUAUGAACUCUCCAGAGCUGUAAACUCGAGCGUUGACUCAAUUUUCAAAAACAUAUCACAUACUUUCAUCAAGUCACCACAACUACACGCCGAGGACGGUGGAAUGGUGGAAACAGACGACGAGACCGUGUUCCUCAGCUCUCGCGAGCCAGCGUCAACAUCCACCCAUGUAGACAGCAUGUCACGACUCCCCCCAUGUUCCGAGAGUGGUAUGGCCCAACAAUUACAAGAGAUUCAAACCGAGGCUCUAUCUCUGGUGGUUCAAAAGCCUAAAUCAAUGACUCGCCCAUGUUCUCUAAACCUAACAGUGACAAGGCCUCUCCAUUUCUACCAGCCUCCAUUCCUACACAACCACCCCACUGCUCUACAGGAAAACCACCAAGUACUGGACAACGUGAAACACAACAGCUCCCAUCACGAUACCUUCGGAGAGCUUCAGUGUAGACCUAGUACCAUGGGUCUGCCUACCCCAGAGAUAGUUGACUUACCGUGGGAUCCGGUCAUUGUGAGGUCCAAGGUGACCUCCAGGCCACCCGGGAGUCCUCAGGCUCACAAACCCAUGACCACAGGGCAUCAUGUGCUUCUGGACAGUCUCGGUCUCCCUCACAUCAAGAUGGACUGUGGUAGCUUUCAGAGUAUGGUGAAGAGGACCUCGUAUGUGCUGAAUGAGGGUCUGACCACACAGCACCUGAAGAAAGCCAAGUUGAUGUUCUUCUACACUCGCUACCCUAGUUCCAACGUACUCAAAACCUUUUUCUCCGAUGUCCAGCUCACUCGGUGCAUCACGUCCCAGCUGAUUAAAUGGUUCAGUAACUUCAGAGAGUUCUACUAUAUUCAGAUGGAGAAGUUUGCCCGUCAGGCCCGAGUGGAAGGUGUUAACAGUGUGAAGGACGUAGCAGUGAGCAGAGACUCGGAGCUCUUCAGAGCACUCAACAUGCACUACAACAAGGCUAAUGACUUUCAGGUCCCUGACAGGUUCCUUGAGGUGGCUGAGAUCACACUACAGGAGUUUUACAUAGCCAUCACUCUGGCCAGAGACUCAGACCCAUCCUGGAAGAAAGCCAUCUAUAAGGUUAUCUGUAAACUGGACAGUGAUGUACCGGCUGAAUUCAAAGCCCGCUUCAUAACAUAGAAAGAGCCAGACAGAGAGGAGUUUAACCCAGGAUGAUUGGCGCUGUAUUAAAACAAAACUAUUUUCCUGCAUGUCCCACUGAAUUUAAGCAUCCUUCAAAAGCUCACCUCACAACAUAGACCUUUUCGCAAUUUGAUUUCCACAAUUCCUCUCCUCCUUUAAAAAAAACCCCAAAACAAAUGAGGGAAGAGGAAACUUGUAAACAAAUGCACGGGUAAGAAAAGACUCCUAUAGUCAGAGGUGUGUUUAAUCCUUUAUGUAUAAAUAUUUUCCCUCAUGGGACUGACUUUGUGCCAGAGGCCUCUACUGAAUAUGUGUGUCACUACCAAUGUUGACAGUUCUGGAUAAAAGCAUCUGCAAAAUACCAUAUUAACUGCAGUAGCCCAACAGCUAAAAUACCAUAUUAACUGCAGUAGCCCUACAGCUAAAAUACCAUAUUAACUGCAGUAGCCCAACAGCUAAAAUACCAUAUUAACUGCAGUAGCCCUACAGCUAAAAUAGCAUAUUAACUGCAGUAGACCUACAGCAUCUGCUAAAGACCAUAUUAACUGCAGUAGGGAAAUUCCAUAUUAACUGCAGUCAGCUUACAGUUAAAAGACCAUUUUAACUGCAGUAGACCUACAGCUAAAAUACCAUAUUAACUGCAGUAGACCUACAGCUAAAAUACCAUAUUAACUGCAGUCUAGUCUUCAGCAGCCUACUAUCUAUGCCACAAACAGAAAGAUCUGCCAUGUGCGAGUGGCUGUAGUUGUGUGAAUCUCUGGGCAAAUUACAUUUCUGUUCGACAGACAAGUGAAUCGAAAUGGAAUUGGCCUGUCGAGCAGACAGCCUUAUCGAACCAGUAUGUCAUUUUAAAACAGGCAUAAUGAAUUGUACAAUGUGUAUUUUUUUUCUGUUAUAUCAACACAAUUAACAAUAAUACAAGAGGCCUUGGUUCAUGUUUUUUUUUUUAAUACAUACAUCAAUUGAAGCAGGCAUAUUAAGUACCUGCAGUAUGCUAGGAUUAUUUCAUUAGAUAAAUCAAAAUAUCUGUUCUCCAACUCUCAAGAGGACAGAAGGCAGACUGUGGCAAAGGAAAAGACACAGAGACAACAAAAAAGCCACAAGAACAAUAUUAUUUAAUAUUAAAACACGUAUGGUCUUAAGGAAACAAGUGUGCAUGUUUUUUCUUCUACUCAAGACAAUUUAGGUUUUUACAAAAUUGCAAUUGAUGUGACAUGUAUAGAGUAACAAUAUUCAAAAAAUACACUGUAGAAAAAUCCCAUUUCACUUCAUACAGCUGAAACGAAAGACAGUUGAAUGACACUGAACAAAAAAAUAUA
Messenger RNA from Salmo salar (Atlantic salmon), 3594 nucleotides. RefSeq names its product prospero homeobox protein 1. The record is from RefSeq and is a predicted model, not a curated record. Lineage: Eukaryota; Metazoa; Chordata; Actinopteri; Salmoniformes; Salmonidae. Gene Ontology annotation, cellular component: nucleus. Gene Ontology annotation, molecular function: DNA-binding transcription factor activity, RNA polymerase II-specific; RNA polymerase II cis-regulatory region sequence-specific DNA binding. Gene Ontology annotation, biological process: regulation of transcription by RNA polymerase II.